Ceratitis capitata (Mediterranean fruit fly) is the source of this 1063-nucleotide messenger RNA. It is a transcript of the gene CCDC53, whose product is annotated as WASH complex subunit 3. Gene Ontology annotation, cellular component: WASH complex. The record is from RefSeq and is a predicted model, not a curated record. The coding region runs from base 293 to 820 and encodes 175 amino acids. Lineage: Eukaryota; Metazoa; Arthropoda; Insecta; Diptera; Tephritidae. The transcript has 3 exons. Gene Ontology annotation, biological process: exocytosis; actin filament polymerization.
UUGAUACCUAUCAACAAAAUCAUAUAAAAUUACUUUAAAACAUGAUGCAACAAUAAUUUCAGUGCCUCACAUUCGAUUCAGUCUAAUUUCAUUACAAAAUUAAAUUCUCACUUAAGCUGUGAGAAUCGUCAAUAGAAUGGCAACAUCUCAAACAGCUGAUGUGAAAAUGCAUUUAUAAAUGCAAUUAGAAAAUAUAAGUAGUUUUGUUAAAUAUAAAUUAAGUUAUAAUAACACAAUAAAAUUAGCAAGACGAAGCAAAUAAAUUAAAACUGUUUUUAAAAAUCUCCACAUCAUGGACCCAGAAAGCUUAGCGCACACUGUGGACAAGUCACAAAUGCCCCCGUUGCAUCAAAAACGAGUAUUGGCAUUUAUUAAUCACUUUAUAAUAAAUUCAUGUAAUUUCCUCAACGACUUCGCAAUGAAAUGUGAAACGAAAUUCAUUGAUUUGGAGAGAAAGAUGCAAAAAGUUGACGCAGCUUUAACCAUCAUUGAGGCAAAGCUUUCAUCUGUGCCUGAUAUUCAAGACACCACAGCAGCUGCUACUGCCAAUGGUAAUGUUAUUAUGAGUGCUGCUCAGGAUACCGUGGAUAAGACUGAAAAUAAACAAGAAACAAUAGCUAUUACGGCUGACAGUUCUCCAACAAUAGAACCAAUAAUAGAAGAUUCAUCAACGGAGACAACAGGUGUAAGGGCCUGUGAUGAUGUGCGCUUUAAAAAGUUUUUCAAAAUGGUGCAGUUCGGUGUACCAGCUGAAGCGGUUAAAAUGAAAAUGCAAGCGGAAGGCGUUGAGCCAAGCUUACUAGACGGAUGGUGUUAUUGACUAAAGCCCAUUAAAAGUUGAACUAAAGUCCAUCAUGAACAAACAAGAAAACAAGCGAAAACAUCUGUUUGUGCCUGUAAGAGAUGAUACAUACUUCUCCUAAAUAAGCAUAUCGUAUAAUACUAAUGUCCACCAACGAAAUAUGUAUGAAUAUUUAGUUCCACUCUAUUCGCUAAGUAUUUAUGUGAUAUAUUUAAUCCCUAGCCUACAUAGCAUAAGUUUCAAAUAAAAGAUAAACUUAAA